Molecule: messenger RNA, 792 nt
Organism: Cydia strobilella
Lineage: Eukaryota; Metazoa; Arthropoda; Insecta; Lepidoptera; Tortricidae
Exons: 1
Coding region: 1-312 (103 amino acids)
Source: RefSeq, a predicted model, not a curated record
AUGGCCACACGCCCGCCCGAGACCGGCACGCCCGAGGAGCCCGUUGUCACCAAGUACACCGCGCCAACGCUGGCCAGCAUCACCGAGUCGCUGUCCCUGCUCGGGCUCAGCCCCGAGACGCUCGCGAUGAGCUUCGGCGAGACGCUAGCCGACCGCUACCUGGCCGCGUUGCGCCCCAAGCCGACGCCGGCGCCCGUGGAGCGGCCGUCGCUCGGCGGCUGCGGUGCCCCCCGCCACACGCCACUCGCCGACCCCUCGCAACUCCAACUCUUCUCCAGCGACUUCAUCGACUACUUAAACCAGAUCGCGUAACUCCUCCGUGUCUGUUGAACUCUUUCGUGUUACGAUGUGAUCCUCAUAGACUCUUCAUAACGCGUCUAGUGUCAGACGCUAGGAAUAAUUUCUGUUAAAUUAAGUUGGUAUUAUUGGAAAUAAUUUAUAUUAUACGUCGGUUUAGAUCGUACUAUUGAUUUUAUCUUAAUUUUAUUGUGUACUUUGUUGAUUAAAUGUCGAUUUUUAACAAAAGCAAUUAGCAGCGGCACCAGAAAUUGCAUUUUUUGGUUUACUUUUGAUUUAAAUUAAAAACUUAUCGGUUUUCUUUCCUUUUAAAGGAGCUAAAAGUGAGUGUUUAAAUUAUUGAUUACCUUCUGCGACAGUGAUACCCACCCUAUCUGAUAGGGCGAUCGAGUGGUGUGUUAUUUAGUUCAAUUUAGUUUAUUAGUUAUGUUUUAUUUUAGCAAAAUUUUAAACCUAACUUAAGUGUUAUACAAUAAUUAUUUUUGUAGGUUUAUC